AUGCCUACCAUAGGUGUAGACAAAGCGGCGCUCUUCAAGGAGCUGGGACGCGAAUACACUACCGAGGAGUUCGACGAGCUAUGCUUUGAGUUCGGUAUCGAGUUGGACGAGGACACAAGCCAGAGCACCAAGCCAGAAGACAAGGCACAACCGCCGCAGCUCAAGAUUGAGAUCCCAGCGAACCGAUAUGACAUGCUAUGUUUCGAGGGAAUUGCUAUGAAUCUGAAGGUCUUCCUGGAGCAGCAGAAACUGCCAAAGUGGACGGUGACGGCGCCAAAGGACGGCGAGUUGCAGGUGCUGGAAAUCAAGCCGGAGACUCAACAAAUUCGAGAGCUCUGCUCUGGCGUCAUACUGCGCAACAUUGACUUCACCCAGGAACGAUACGACUCCUUCAUUGCGCUACAAGAUAAACUCCACGCGAAUCUGGCUCGCAAUCGGACUUUGGUUUCGAUAGGAACACACGAUCUUGAUACGGUCAAGGGCCCCUUCACAUAUGAAGCUCUUGCACCAGAGCAGAUUGAGUUCAUCCCUCUGAACCAGACAAAGAAGAUGAACGGCAAGGAGCUCAUGGAGUUUUACGACAAAGACAAACACCUCGGACGCUUCUUACACAUCAUUCGGGACUCGCCUGUUUAUCCUGUCAUCUACGACUCGAAUCGCACCGUUUUAUCGCUGCCUCCGAUCAUCAACGGUGAUCACAGCAAGAUUACGCUCAAGACGAAGAAUGUCUUCAUUGAGAUCACUGCGCUUGACAAGACCAAGGUCGAGAUCGUGAACCACAUGCUCGUCGCCAUGUUCGCCGGCUACGCUGAGUCGGUAGAGGCCAUCAAGAUCAUUUCUCCACACAACAACGAGUCCAGAGAAUCCCCUGACCUUUCACCGCGCGUCAUGCAGGCUGAGGUAGACUACUUGAACCAGGUAACAGGCCUCGACUUAUCGCCUGAGGAGAUCUCAAAACUCCUUGCGCGCAUGGGUCACGACGUAUCGCCGUCGAAGUCGGACAAGAAUAUUCUCGAUGUAUCAGUCCCAAUCACAAGAGCUGAUAUCCUUCACCAAGCCGACAUCAUGGAGGACUACGCCAUCGCCUACGGCUUCAACAAGCUACCGCGCAUAUACCCCAACAAGACCUCCGCUGUCUCAGCGCCACUACCGAUCAACAAACUUGCCGACAUCGUGCGCCUCGAGGCGGCAGCAUCAGGGUGGACAGAGGUCAUGCCCCUCAUCCUUUGCUCACACGAAGAGAACUUUGAGUGGCUGAACCGAAAAGAUGACGGCAAGACGGCAGUCAAGCUCGCGAACCCCAAGACCGCGGAGUACCAGCUCGUGCGCACAUCCUUGCUACCGGGUCUGCUGAAGACGAUCAACUCGAACAAGCACCACUCUGUGCCCAUGAAGAUCUUCGAAGCCAGCGACGUAGGCUUCAUCGACAUGUCGGAAGAGAGGAAGAGCAGGAACGAGCGACACUUCGCAGCAGCUGUCAUGGGCAAGACGAGUGGGUUCGAGCAGGUGCAUGGUCUGCUGGACAGGCUAAUGACAAUGCUGAGGUCCAAGUUCUUGACAAGAGAAGAUGGGUUGAAGAACGAGGAGCUGCAGGGUUACUGGAUAGAAGAGGUUGAUGACCCGACUUUCCUCCCAGGACAUGCGGCGGCUAUCAAGCUCAAUCUCGGUGGAAAGAACCACACCAUUGGUGUGUUUGGCAUCCUGCACCCGAGUGUGUUGCAGAAGUUCGAGUUGCCAUACCCCGUCAGUACAGUCGAGUUCAACCUCGAGGUCUUCUUGUAG
This is a messenger RNA of Dothidotthia symphoricarpi CBS 119687, 1782 nucleotides long. Its product is annotated as phenylalanyl-tRNA synthetase beta chain. Gene Ontology annotation, biological process: phenylalanyl-tRNA aminoacylation. The transcript is spliced from 6 exons. Gene Ontology annotation, cellular component: phenylalanine-tRNA ligase complex; cytoplasm. Bases 1 to 1782 code for a protein of 593 amino acids. The record is from RefSeq and is a predicted model, not a curated record. Gene Ontology annotation, molecular function: ATP binding; magnesium ion binding; phenylalanine-tRNA ligase activity. NCBI's taxonomy places the organism in Eukaryota, Fungi, Ascomycota, Dothideomycetes, Pleosporales, Dothidotthiaceae.